Messenger RNA from Carassius carassius (crucian carp), 1584 nucleotides. RefSeq names its product COP9 signalosome complex subunit 8-like. Gene Ontology annotation, cellular component: COP9 signalosome. Gene Ontology annotation, biological process: protein deneddylation; COP9 signalosome assembly. The record is from RefSeq and is a predicted model, not a curated record. Bases 101 to 676 code for a protein of 191 amino acids. The transcript has 7 exons. NCBI's taxonomy places the organism in Eukaryota, Metazoa, Chordata, Actinopteri, Cypriniformes, Cyprinidae.
UUUGCCCUCCAGUCCAGCAAGUGUCAGUGAGGAGUCGCAGAGCCAGCGCAGCGGCGGUUUUGUUUUCCUUAGCCGUUAGCAUACGAAGCUGCUGUAAAAGAUGCCUGUGUCUGUCAUGAUGGCUGAAUUUGAUGAAAAGCUGCUGUUGCAGUUUGAAACUCAAGAGCUGGAGGCUCCUGGUGGCAUUGCUACGCCUCAGGUGUAUUCCCAGUUACUAGUCCUGUAUCUCCUGAACAAUGACAUGAAUAAUGCCAGAUACCUUUGGAAACGGAUACCACAGGCAAUCAAAACAGCAAACCCAGAACUGGCUGCUAUAUGGGCUGUAGGACAGCGUAUCUGGCAGCGAGACUUUCCAGGGAUCUACACGGCUAUUGAUGCUUGCCAGUGGUCUGAAAAUAUUCUCCCUGUGAUGGAAGCUUUAAGAGAGUCCACCCGUAGGAGGGCAUAUGGGCUAGUAGCGCAAGCUUACACCUCUAUCAGUGCAGAGGACUUUGCUGCCUUUGUGGGAUACUCUGUAGAAGAGGCGGUCAAAGGUGUAGUUAGCCAUGGGUGGCAGGCGGAUCCGAACACCAGGAUGAUCAUGCCACAGAAACCAGAUCCGCCUCCGGUCUCUCUGGUUCCCAACGAACAACAGCUGGCCAGGCUCACAGACUACGUGGCUUUUCUUGAGAACUGAUAAGCACUCCACCCCUCUUCUUCACCACCUCUCAGUUUUACAGAAGAAACCUGUGGAAUCCAGGACCCUUCACACACAUUUAUCUGUCCUGCUUCAGUGAUGGAGCCACCAUCUUUCUUUUGUCUGUUUUGCUUCUUGAACUGGUCAGCCACAGUGAUGUAGAAAAGUUCCAAAUUCUUUUACAUCUACUGUGGAGUAUGACAUCGCUGUCAAUAUUGUAAAUUACUGUUUUUCAGCAUAAAUGCUUCACUAUAUGCACAUAUUGUUCAGGCUUUUUGUGCUGUUUUCAUAUAACAGGUCAAAAUCGCAUCCUUAUGUAAUUUCAUAUUAACAAAGAUGAUGGUUAGGACUUCCUUUUACAAAUUGUGUACAAAAUCACUCUUCAGAAUGAGUAGACAUUUGUCUAGACGUGUAAUAAAUUUUUUAUCAUAUAAAUUUGGGCACAUUAGACAAAAUGACUUCUUCUUGCAAUAUUUAAUGCAUUCAGUUAUGCACUAUAUAAACAAUAUUCUCUUAUGUUGUUGCAGUGAACAAAACGUUAACUUUUUAACCACUAAAAAAUGUCUUUUUUUUCUUUAUAUAAUAAUUUAUGAAAGUCAGUUAUGAGGGAAUAGUUCAGUUUAUGAUAGCUGGGGAACAAAAAAAACCUAGCAAAGGUAUUGUUUACCAGUGCAGACAGCCGACAGCUCAAAGCAGCUUAUUUUGGGAGGCGCAGAGUUGUGUUUAAGAUGUUUUCCACUGUCUGACAAGUGUUUUGUUGACUGUGCAUCUCUGUCUGUCUGCUAUUCAGAUGUUUUGCUCUGCCACUGGUUUCUCACGCACAGUGGAUUUGAAAAGCAGAGGAGCCAUACCAGCUGUUGGCCACUGUCACAUCCUUUCAGCUUGAGAAUAAAAGUGCGAUACAUAUG